AUGGUGUUCACCGUUGCAAAGCUCGCCGUGGCGGCAGCAGUCCUGAACAACGCAGUCAGCGCAGUCCCUCUUGCCGGCCGCCAAAGCGGCAAAUAUGACUGGCACGACUCGAAUGGUGGCCACACACCGAUCGAGCCGCCAACGCCGGGCUCUGGCUACUUCAUAUCUUACGGCCCACGUCCAUACUACCUGCUUAACAACAUGACAGACUCGCCGUUGAAGCGCAAGCUUCAAAGCUGUGAGAACGGGCCAUUUGAGAUCACAGCCUUCAGCAUCGCGCAUCGCGGUGGCGCAGAUCUGCAAAUACCGGAGGAGACUGUCCAGAGCUCCGUCGCUGGCGCGAGAAUGGGCGCUGGUGUGAAUGAGUGCGAUGUGGCAUUCACGAGUGAUCUGGAGCUUGUCUGUCGCCAUGACCAAUGUGAUCUCCAUACCACGACCGACAUCAUGAACCGACCAGAAUUGCGUGAGAAGUGCAGUGUUCCUUUUUCGCCAGCCAACGAUACUGCACCAGCCAGCGCGACAUGCUGCACAAGUGACAUCACUCUAGCAGAGUUCAAGGGUCUCUGCAGUAAGAUGGAUGGCUUCAACAAGAGCGCGACCACACCCGAAGACUUCACCAAGGGCGGCAUCCCCGUCUGGCGCACCGAGCUUUACAAUACGUGUGGCACGGUCAUGACCCUCGCCGAGUACAUUGAUCUCACGGACUCAUUCCCUGGCUACCGCAACUUCACGCCCGAGCUCAAGACACCUCCCGCGGCAGUCACCAUGCCCUUCCCAUCCGAGAACGGCAACUACACCCAAGCCCAAUUCGCGCGCGACAUGGUCGACACCUUCCUCGAGAAGGGCAUCUCCCCCUAUCGCGUCUUCCCCCAAUCUUUCCUCCCAGACGACCUGGCCGCCAAGGGCGUCAACAUCAUCGCGCCGCCCAUCAACUACCUCCUCACCGUCACAGGCGAGAACAAUGAGACUAUCAUUCCUUCAGACUAUGGUUAUGCUGCGAAAGCGGCGGGGCUGGAUAUCAUUGCGUGGACGAUGGAGCGGAGUGGGCCAUUGACGAACGUCAAGGCGUCUGAGGAUUAUUACUUCAGCACGUUUGCGGACGGGGUCAAGACUGAUGGGCAGUUCUUUGAGAUACUGGACAUGUUGGCGCAGGAGAUUGGAAUUGUGGGUGCCUUUAGUGAUUGGAGUAGUAGUGUGAGCUACUAUGGGAGUUGUAUGGGGUUGAAGGGGACCUAUGGGGAGAAGUACCAUGCUGCGCCGUAUCGGCAGGGGCCGCUUUAG
Cyphellophora attinorum is the source of this 1281-nucleotide messenger RNA. RefSeq lists its product as uncharacterized. Gene Ontology annotation, molecular function: glycerophosphodiester phosphodiesterase activity. The record is from RefSeq and is a predicted model, not a curated record. Gene Ontology annotation, biological process: lipid metabolic process. The transcript has 3 exons. NCBI's taxonomy places the organism in Eukaryota, Fungi, Ascomycota, Eurotiomycetes, Chaetothyriales, Cyphellophoraceae. The coding region runs from base 1 to 1281 and encodes 426 amino acids.